AUGGUUAACUCAGACCCAAGCUUUUCUCACACGGCGCUAGCCAGGAGCGGCCUCAGAUCCCUGCGCAUGUCGCGAUUUUCGGCACGCUCAGCUGCACACGCAUCACCAGCAGCGCGCGCGCAGUACCCUCGGUCGGCCACGACGCUCGCCCUGACCGACCAUUUGAUGACCGCACUAAUCCACUUUCGUUUCAUCACAGUUUUCUCUGACCCAGCCUGUGCCAAUGCGACGUCGUGGCUUGAGCCCGGGCAACACGCUGUGGCUCGCCGACGGCCUUGGAUCCCAGAUCGCAUCAUCCUACCAUUCUACCACCCUACCAACAUCCCCACCGAAACUGAAAACUCUGGGGUGCUCACCGACGCACUACGGUACACAGACCCACUGCCCAUGACCAUUCGUCCACGCGGUUGUGAUGCGCGGUUCCCCGCAGUCUGGCGUUGGCUGGCGUUGUGCCUGUCUCGAAAGGGCGACAUCAUGGAUGCGCAAUUGAGCAUCUCCGUGGAAGAACACGAUGCCGGACCCUCUGCCACUCAUCACCGAGGCGCGCAUCGUCGCGGCUGCAACCACCUGACCAUAUAA
Parastagonospora nodorum SN15 is the source of this 579-nucleotide messenger RNA. RefSeq lists its product as hypothetical. The record is from RefSeq and is a predicted model, not a curated record. NCBI's taxonomy places the organism in Eukaryota, Fungi, Ascomycota, Dothideomycetes, Pleosporales, Phaeosphaeriaceae. Bases 1 to 579 code for a protein of 192 amino acids. The transcript has 2 exons.